This is a messenger RNA of Orbicella faveolata, 410 nucleotides long. RefSeq lists its product as uncharacterized. The record is from RefSeq and is a predicted model, not a curated record. Lineage: Eukaryota; Metazoa; Cnidaria; Anthozoa; Scleractinia; Merulinidae.
CAGAAAUGUUUAAAUAGCGUAUGGUGCAGCGCAGUAUUUCACCGUGCUUCUUUGGAAACAAAGUGACCAUGGCCUUCAAACUGAUCUUCGUCUUCGCAGUUAUCGCGGUUUUUGCUGUUGAUGCCCUGAAACUGACAGCGUGCGCGAAGAAUAGACUACUGAUCAACAGAAUGAAACUGACAGGAGGAACUCUUGUGGGCUUCUAUCGCGUCAAAGAUAAGUUCUUAAGGCCGACGAGAUAUGAAAUCACUGUCUUCGGACGGACAUUUAAGGGCAGUAUUAACGGAUGUAAUGGACUGAGGAAAUGGGUGGCAAGCCCAGUCAAUUGCAAUCCAGGAGGGUGGCGCUGGUUCAGACUUAAAUCGUUCAAAGCUGUAAGUAUGGUGACAAAAUAGAUCUCUGUUUGUUUU